AUGGUGUCCCGGGCUGGCGGCUGGCCUGUGCAUGGUGGCGUGCUUCCACGGGGAGCUCUGUUGUGGCAGCGUUCCAUGGUUAAUACUACGCGCACAACUUUUCUCCGCGGUCCGCCGGGUCGCCGGCAGAUCGACAAGGGGAAGGGUCCUGAUGACUGGAGGGGACACAAAACAGCUAUGGUUUCUCAUGCUGGAGAUGACAGAGCUGUCGUUGAAGCCCUACAGUCAAUCGAGAAAGAGGAAGAGGUGGAGUUCCAAGGAGAGGCUGUUGCUGCAUGGGUUGGGGCGGCAGUUGCCUUUGGAGCUGGUGUGUGGUACUUUCUAGGUGUCGAAAAGGCAGAAGAAUACUUUGCCGGCUACCUCAUGGAGCAAAGCCUAUCCCUAGACAAUUUGUUUGUGUUCAUUCUGGUGUUCAACUACUUCCAGACGCCCACAGAAUGCCAACCCAAGGUGCUGUCAUAUGGAAUCGCAUCAGCUGCAAUGUUGCGCCUUGUGAUGGUCGGUCUCGGGGUGGAACUGAUCGAGUCCUUCAAGCCCGUCUUCCUAGGGUUUGCACUUCUGCUGCUGUACUCGUCCUUCAAGCUCAUUGCUGAGGGCGAUGACGAUGAGGAGGACCUCGAAGAAAACGGUGUCGUGAAGUUCUGCAAAGGGGCCAUGCGUGUGUCCGAUGAGUACGAUGGAGAUAACUUCUUCACUGUUGAGGAUGGCGUGCGAGUAGCGACUCCGCUUCUGCUCGCGCUGGCCGUGGUGGAGAUCAGCGAUGUGGUCUUUGCCGUGGACUCGAUCCCCGCUGUCUUUGGCGUGACCCUGGACCCGUUCAUUGUGUACACGUCCAACAUGUUCGCAAUAUUGAGCCUUCGGUCCCUCUACGGCUUCGUCAGUGUCAUCAUGACCAGGUUGAAAUUCCUCGACAAGGCCGUUGCGCUAGUGUUGGGCUUCAUUGGAACGAAAAUGAUUGCAGACUUCUCAGGUUACCACAUAUCCACAGAGCUGUCGCUGCUGGUGGUCGGGUGUCUCUUGGGCGGAGGAGUCGCAACCAGCCUUUGGCUGCCGGAGCCGACAGACGCGGCGUAG
Ostreobium quekettii is the source of this 1074-nucleotide messenger RNA. The record is from the annotation of a GenBank genome assembly. NCBI's taxonomy places the organism in Eukaryota, Viridiplantae, Chlorophyta, Ulvophyceae, Bryopsidales, Ostreobiaceae.